AUGAUUCUCUGCAGCAACCUCAAGUACAGAAUGCGAAAUAAGGUCGAAACUAAUAUCGAGGUUGAUGUCGAGGCAAAUGUCGAGGCUGGUUUUGAGGAGGUGUCGAUGGCUGGUGUCGAGGCAGAUGUCGAGGCAGGUGAUGAUGCUGGUGUCGAGGCCGGUGUGUCGGGGCUGCGCAGGACCUCCUGUGGGCUACCGGUCCGUCCACUCGAAAGGAAAUCAAAUGAAUUUUAUUAG
This is a messenger RNA of Gongylonema pulchrum, 237 nucleotides long. The record is from the annotation of a GenBank genome assembly. Lineage: Eukaryota; Metazoa; Nematoda; Chromadorea; Rhabditida; Gongylonematidae.